Molecule: messenger RNA, 2439 nt
Organism: Phyllostomus hastatus (greater spear-nosed bat)
Lineage: Eukaryota; Metazoa; Chordata; Mammalia; Chiroptera; Phyllostomidae
Gene: CHEK1
Product: checkpoint kinase 1
Exons: 13
Coding region: 92-1522 (476 amino acids)
Biological process (GO): mitotic G2 DNA damage checkpoint signaling; protein phosphorylation
Cellular component (GO): cytoplasm; nucleus; site of double-strand break
Molecular function (GO): protein serine/threonine kinase activity; ATP binding
Source: RefSeq, a predicted model, not a curated record
GUGACGCUGCCAGUUUUGGCGGGAAAAGCGCUGCAUUUGGAUUGCUGUGGUGGCAGGCAGAGGACGGUCGGCCCGGGUGCCCCGCGGAGUCAUGGCAGUGCCCUUCGUGGAAGACUGGGACCUGGUGCAGACGCUGGGCGAAGGCGCCUACGGAGAAGUCCAACUUGCUGUGAAUAGAAGAACUGAAGAAGCAGUUGCAGUGAAGAUUGUCGACAUGAAGCGUGCGGUAGACUGCCCAGAAAACAUUAAGAAAGAGAUCUGUAUCAAUAAAAUGUUAAAUCACGAGAACGUGGUGAAGUUCUACGGCCACCGGAGAGAAGGCAACAUCCAGUAUCUGUUUCUGGAGUACUGUAGUGGGGGAGAGCUUUUUGAUCGCAUAGAGCCAGACAUAGGCAUGCCCGAACAAGAUGCUCAGAGGUUCUUCCACCAGCUCAUGGCAGGGGUGGUUUAUCUGCAUGGUAUUGGAAUAACUCAUAGGGAUAUUAAGCCAGAAAAUCUCCUAUUGGAUGAAAGGGAUAACCUCAAAAUCUCCGACUUUGGCUUGGCGACAGUGUUCCGGCAUAAUAACCGGGAGCGCUUGUUGAACAAGAUGUGCGGGACUUUGCCUUAUGUGGCUCCAGAACUCAUAAAGAGAAAAGAGUUCCAUGCAGAACCCGUUGAUGUCUGGUCCUGUGGAAUAGUACUCACCGCAAUGCUGGCUGGAGAGUUGCCGUGGGACCAGCCCAGUGACAGCUGCCAGGAGUAUUCCGAUUGGAAAGAAAAGAAGACAUACCUCAACCCUUGGAAAAAAAUCGACUCUGCUCCUCUAGCUCUGCUGCAUAAAAUCCUAGUGGAGAACCCAUCAGUAAGGAUUACCAUCCCAGACAUCAAAAAGGAUAGAUGGUACAACAAAGCACUCAAGAAAGGGGCAAAGAGGCCCCGAGCCACCUCAGGCGGGGUGUCCGAGUCUCCCGGCGGGUUCUCGAAGCACAUCCAGUCCAGUUUGGACUUCUCCCUGGCAAACAAUGCCUCCAGUGAAGAGAAGGUGAGGUGCUCCAGCUCCCAGCCUGAGCCGCGGACAGGCCUCUCCCUGUGGGACACCGGCCCCUCGUGCAUCGAUAAGCUGGUGCAGGGCAUCAGCUUCUCCCAGCCCGCGUGUCCGGAUCACAUGCUCCUGAACAGCCAGUUGCUGGGCACCCCGGGGUCCUCACAGACUCCCUGGCAGCGCUUGGUCAAAAGGAUGACACGGUUCUUUACCAAACUGGAUGCAGACAAGUCUUACCAGUGCCUGAAGGAGACUUGCGAGAAGUUGGGCUAUCAGUGGAAGAAGAGCUGUAUGAAUCAGGUUACUGUAUCAACAACUGAUCGAAGAAACAAUAAACUGAUUUUCAAAGUGAAUUUGGUAGAGAUGGAUGAGAAGAUUUUGGUUGACUUCCGGCUUUCUAAGGGUGAUGGAUUGGAAUUCAAGAGACACUUCCUGAAGAUUAAAGGGAAGCUGAGUGAUGUUGUAAGCAGCCAGAAGGUGUGGCUUCCUGCCACUUGAUCGAGCCUUUGGCUUUGGAAUCCCUGGUGAAUAUAGUACUGCUAUGUUGACAUUAUUCUUCCUAGAGAAGAUUACCCUAAUCUGCAAACUGCAAACAGUAGUCUCUGAAGAAUUGUCUUCAUCCUGGUCAAACACUUUCCAAUAUUGUUGUAUGUUCUGCAUAAAAAUAAUACCUAUAUUUUAAUUGUAAAUAAAACUUUGGGGAAGGGAUAGAAUUCAUUAGAUAUUUCUUCAUCUGUGUUUAGUGUCUACAUUUGAGACCCACCUGGAAAACCAAGCUUUGGGGAUAUAUGAGUUUACCAGCUUUUAUACCAGUACAGUGAAGGAUGAUACUCUUGUCCCAUAUUUAUCAAAAUGGUUAUGUUCAAAAAGUAUAUAUUGCCUCCACAUUGGGUUAAGUGGAUGAAUUAGUUAAAAAAAAAAUUCUUGCCACUUGUGAAGCCAACUUCGGAAAAUAUAUCCCCAAGAUUUGUACUCAUUCUCAAAAGGGCCCAAUGACAAGGUAUGUAGACUCAUUCUUGAGUGAUAAUUUUUCAUUGAAAUUGAAAGUUGGUAUGGUUUUCCCACUCUAGUUAAUAAAAUGUAAAUAUAAAAUAUUGGUUGAUCUUUCAAGUAGAAGUUGAGCACAAAUUCUAAUGCUUAACUACAUUUACUCUAAAAUUACUAUUGCACAUUUUAAAUAUUUUUUAUAUUCUCUACUUUCACAGCUAUAUUUUAAUUCUUUAUUACAGAAAUAAAUUCUAUUUUGAAAUUGAAUAGCUAACUCUGUGCACUCAUUGGUGACUAAGCUUCUAGGUGGUAAGGAAUAAAAGAGAAGGGAGAAAUAAGGAAGCUAUGAUAGAAAUAGAUGUGAUUCCUGGUUCUUUUAUCUUAGAUUUAUUAAGACUUUGUUCUAAUAAAAUUUAUAUUACCUUGAA